GCGCAGCUCAGUGACGGGGCGCGAGCUCGCGAGCGCGGAGGAGGCCGGGGCCUGAGCCGGAGCCGGAGCGCGCGCCGCUGCCCAGCCCGGCCGCGCCGGCCCCGCAGAUGGUGACUCCGCGGCCCGCGCCCGCCCGGGGCCCCGCGCUCCUCCUCCUGCUGCUGCUGCUGGCCACUGCGCGCGGGCAGGAACAGGACCAGACCACCGACUGGAGGGCCACCCUCAAGACCAUCCGCAACGGCAUCCACAAGAUAGACACGUACCUCAACGCCGCGCUGGACCUGCUGGGCGGAGAGGACGGGCUCUGCCAGUACAAGUGCAGCGACGGAUCGAAGCCUAUUCCACGCUAUGGAUAUAAACCAUCUCCACCAAAUGGCUGUGGCUCUCCACUGUUUGGCGUUCAUCUGAACAUAGGCAUCCCUUCCCUGACCAAGUGCUGCAACCAGCACGACAGAUGCUAUGAGACCUGCGGGAAAGGCAAGAAUGACUGUGACGAGGAGUUCCAGUACUGCCUCUCCAAGAUCUGCAGAGACGUGCAGAAGACGCUCGGACUAGCUCAGAACGUCCAGGGUGAUAGAGGAGGGAGCUGAGUGAUGCCUGACACCUGCCUAGUGGUGACGACACAUCUUUACCCUGCAGCAUGUGAGACAACGGUGGAGCUCCUCUUUGACAGCGUCAUCCAUUUAGGCUGCAAGCCAUACCUGGACAGCCAGCGGGCUGCAUGCUGGUGCCGUUAUGAAGAAAAAACAGAUCUAUAAAGACCCUGACUGCUGGAGAGCAGGCAAAAAUGGAGGACCAUUCUUGCCAAAGAUCCGAUGCUUUAACAGCCUAAUGCUGCCUUAGUUUUGUGUCGACGGGUCACUUUGAGACCUUUCUAUACUGUGUCUUUUUUUAAAACCUCAAAGUGAAAACGGUGGGGGGCCAGGCAGAAACAGAGGGAAAGCAUGCUUGAGAUGGACAGUGAGCAGGACAUCAAGAGCAUGCCUUCCUGAGACUCGCUGUCUUGGUGGCUCCCCCAAACUGGGAAGAAAAGCUUAAGCCCGUGUGACUUGGUGUUCAUAGCUGUACUUAACAAUAAAAAUGAAAGCAAAUGUAAAAUUCAUUGUAAGGACUUUUCAGCAUUAUUUUAUUUUGAAAUACAGGCCAAUCUUCCCAUAGAACUAUUAUUUAUUUUGAAAUUUCAGAUGUACAUUUAUACUUGGAAAAACUAUUAUUUCUCCAUUUUAAUUAUAGAUAAUGUGUUGUUUCUCUGAAGCCCACUAAGAUAGGUAUAAAUAUGUUACCUACAACCACAAGGUUUCCAAGUGUGUAUCUCUUGUACAGUUGGAAUCACGGUUGAUACUUCUCUGGAGAGACACCCCAGGACAUCUGAGUAUUGGGAUGUGCACAGUAUUCAGGAGCCCAGCUUCCUAUCUCACAAACCGCUUAGAGUGAAUGUCAUUCCUCUUGUGCUGUGAGCUCUAGGAAUGACGGGUUUAACGGGCCAAGUCCAAGCUCUAUGAAUCUGUGCGCUAUAUGCUGCUGAGUUUGUGGUUACUCCCUCAUCCCCAUUUCCCAUCUUCUAUCCUGGAGUAGUGUUAAAAGUCUGACAUUUUCUAAUGGAGGUCUUAAUAAAAGCUAUUUACUUCUUGAUAA
This is a messenger RNA of Mus caroli (Ryukyu mouse), 1635 nucleotides long. It is a transcript of the gene Pla2g12a, whose product is annotated as phospholipase A2 group XIIA. The record is from RefSeq and is a predicted model, not a curated record. Gene Ontology annotation, cellular component: extracellular region. Gene Ontology annotation, molecular function: calcium ion binding; A2-type glycerophospholipase activity. Gene Ontology annotation, biological process: phospholipid metabolic process; arachidonate secretion; lipid catabolic process. Lineage: Eukaryota; Metazoa; Chordata; Mammalia; Rodentia; Muridae.